Molecule: messenger RNA, 2388 nt
Organism: Physeter macrocephalus (sperm whale)
Lineage: Eukaryota; Metazoa; Chordata; Mammalia; Artiodactyla; Physeteridae
Product: disintegrin and metalloproteinase domain-containing protein 32
Exons: 23
Coding region: 1-2274 (757 amino acids)
Biological process (GO): male gonad development; proteolysis; cell adhesion
Cellular component (GO): plasma membrane
Molecular function (GO): metalloendopeptidase activity
Source: RefSeq, a predicted model, not a curated record
AUGUUCCGCCUAAUGAUGUUGCUAGCUGGGCUCCGUGGCUUGCUAACGUCAAGACCCGGUUUUCAAAAUUCAUUUCUACAAAUUAUAUUUCCAGAGAAAAUCCAAGCAAAUACAAGUGAUAAUUCAAAAGUAGAAAAUGAACAGGUAUCCUAUAUUAUUCCAAUAGAUGAGAAACCGUAUACCGUGCACCUUAGGCAAAGAUUUUUUUUAGCAGAUAAUUUCAUGGUUUAUUUGUAUAAUCAAGGAUCUGUGAAUUCUCAUUCUUCAAAUAUUCAGACUCAAUGCUACUACCAAGGAUAUAUUGAAGGAUAUCUGAAUUCUGUUGUCACACUUAGCACGUGCUCUGGACUGAGAGGAAUAUUGCAGUUUGAAAAUCUUUCUUAUGGAAUUGAGCCUCUGGAAUCUGCAGUUGAAUUUCAGCAUCUUCUUUAUAAAUUAGGAAAUGAAAACAAUGAAUUUGCAGUUCUUACUGAGAAUAACCAAGACACAGAACAAAACCCAAUGGACUAUAAUAUUUUUAUAAGUGAAAAACCAGAAUCAGCUGUUUCAGAUUUAAUUCCUCUUUAUCUAGAAAUGCAUAUUGUGGUGGACAAAGUUUUGUAUGAUUACUUGGGCUCUGAUAGCAUGAUAGUGACAAAUAAGGUCAUCGAAAUUAUUGGCCUUGUAAAUUCGAUGUUUGCCCCAUUUAAAAUUACUAUUGUGCUGUCAUCUUUGGAAUUGUGGUCAGAUAAUAAUAAGAUCUCUACUGCUGGUGAGGCAGAUGAAUUAUUGCAUACAUUUUUAGAAUGGAAAAAGUCUUAUCUUACCCUAAGACCUCAUGAUAUUGCAUAUCUAUUCAUCUAUAGAGAUUAUCCAGAUUAUGUGGGAGCAGCAUUUCCUGGAAAGAUGUGUGUUACCAGUUAUUCUGCAGGAAUUGCUUUGUAUCCCAAGGGGAUAACUUUGGAGACAUUUUCAAUUAUUGUCACCCAGAUGCUGGGACUCAGUCUGGGCAUAUCAUAUGAUGACCCAAGGAAAUGUCGAUGUUCAGGAGCCAUCUGCAUAAUGAGUCCAAAAGCCAUGCAAUCCAGUGGUGUGAAGACUUUUAGCAGUUGCAGUUUGAGUGACUUUGAAAAUUUCAUUUCAAAUAUGGGUGCCCAGUGUCUUCAGAAUAAGCCACAAAUGCAGAGGGCUCCAGCAGCGAUCUGUGGGAACGGCAGAGUGGAGGGAAAUGAAAUCUGUGACUGUGGUACUGAGGAACAAUGUGGACCUGAUAGCUGUUGUAAUCCUCAAACUUGUGUGCUGAAACCAAAUACACAAUGUGAUAGAGGAUCAUGCUGCAACAACUGUCAAUUUAUGCAAGCAGGUGCUGUAUGUAGGCCCGUUGCGCAUCCUGAAUGUGAUGUUUCUGAGGUUUGUAAUGGAAGCUCAGGAAGCUGUCCGGCUGAUAUAACUAUACACAAUGGACACAAAUGUAAAGGAGGAAAAGCUUUUUGUUUUGAUGGAGGCUGCCAAGAUCUUGAUGCACGUUGUGAGAGCAUAUAUGGAAAAGGUUCAAAAAAUGCUCCAUUUGCCUGCUAUGAAGAAAUACAGUCUCAAACUGAUAGGUUUGGGAACUGUGGUAGAGAAAGAAGCAGAUAUAAAUUUUGUGCAUGGAGGAAUCUUAUAUGUGGCAGAUUAAUUUGCACCUACCCCUUUCAAACUCCUUUCCUUCGAGAUGGUGCUUCUGUGAUUUAUGCUUUUGUACGAAAUACUGUAUGUAUAACUAUGCACUACACAACGACGGGUAGAGAAGAUCCAAUGAUGGUCAAAAGUGGCUCUAUUUGUGAUACUGGGAGGAUUUGUGUAAAUCGUGAAUGUGUAGAAUCAAGGACACUUGCAGACAGAUCAUAUGAUUGUUCACUAAAGUGCAAUGGACAUGGAGUGUGCACUUCCGAGAUGACGUGCAACUGUUCUAGUGGCUACAGCCCUCCAGAUUGCCAAGCGCGCUCCAGAGUAUCUUCCAGAUUGCCUGGGGGACAGGGUUUAAUCAAGGACAGAGGUUUUGAGAAGGCUGGGAAGAAGCGGUGGCUUUUGGGUAUCUACAUUGCUUUACCUGUUCUCGUCGUAGCAACCAUAGUAGCUGUUUCAUGGAAGCCUUUGAAAAAGUGGUUCAGCAAGAAAGAGGAACCCCAAAGUAGCGACUCAGAAGGCAGCACUCACAGAAAUGCUAGCAGGUCCACAUCAGAAAGUAGUAGCCAAACAGAUACUGUCAGAUCGAGUUCAGAAAGUAGUGCCCAAACAAAUACCAGCACGUAAGCGACCUAAGAAAUGUUUCUUAUAAUAACUAAUAAUUCCUUCAGAAGGCAAUGGAUAUUACUGGGGAUCUCAUUGAGAAAUGAAAAUGCAGCGUUUUCUCCCCCUGUCACAGCU